Phasianus colchicus (ring-necked pheasant) is the source of this 7831-nucleotide messenger RNA. It is a transcript of the gene PREP, whose product is annotated as prolyl endopeptidase. Gene Ontology annotation, cellular component: cytosol. Lineage: Eukaryota; Metazoa; Chordata; Aves; Galliformes; Phasianidae. Gene Ontology annotation, molecular function: oligopeptidase activity; serine-type endopeptidase activity. Gene Ontology annotation, biological process: proteolysis. The record is from RefSeq and is a predicted model, not a curated record.
CGGCCUUCCCUGGAUAGGGCGGGUCUUAUGGCGGCUCCGCUGCGCCUGGGCCGUGCUGUGAGCUCGCUGCCGGCCGCUGCCGCUCGAGUUGCAGCGUCGCAGCCCCUUCCGCGCCUCUCUUCCUCCUCUUCUCGUCGCUCUGCGCCUCCUCCCGCCAUGCAGGCCUUCCAGUACCCCGAGGUGUACCGCGACGAGGCCGCCGUAUUGGAUUACCAUGGACACAAAAUCAGUGACCCAUAUUGCUGGCUUGAAGAUCCUGACAGUGAGCAGACAAAGGCAUUUGUGGAGGCUCAGAACAAGCUUACAGUACCCUUUCUUGAGCAGUGCCCUGUCAGAGGACUAUUCAAAGAACGAAUGACUGAACUCUAUGAUUAUCCUAAAUACAGUUGCCACUUCAAGAAAGGAAAAAGGUAUUUUCACUUUUACAAUACAGGACUACAGAACCAGAGGGUUUUAUAUGUACAAGACUCCUUGGAUGCUGAUGCCAAAGUUUUUCUAGAUCCAAAUAAGCUUUCUGAUGAUGGCACUGUGGCUUUACGAGGUUAUGCAUUCAGUGAAGAUGGUGAAUACUUUGCAUAUGGCCUGAGUUCUAGUGGUUCUGAUUGGGUUACUAUCAAGUUUAUGAAAGUGGAAGGUCCUGAGGAACUUCCAGAUACACUCGAAAGAGUUAAAUUCAGUUGCAUGGCAUGGACCCAUGAUGGAAAAGGCAUGUUCUAUAACUGCUAUCCAAAACAAGAUGGGAAAAGUGAUGGUACUGAGACCUCCACUAAUCUGCACCAAAAGCUGUAUUAUCAUGUAUUAGGAACUAACCAGUCAGAAGAUAUCCUGUGUGCUGAAUUUCCCCAUGAACCAAAAUGGAUGGGUGGAGCUGAGAUAUCUGAUGAUGGUCGAUAUGUCUUGCUGUCCAUUCGAGAAGGGUGUGAUCCAGUGAACAGACUGUGGUACUGUGAUCUCCAGGCAGAGUCUCAGGGUAUAUCAGGAAUUCUUCAAUGGGUGAAGCUGAUAGAUAACUUUGAGGCUGAGUAUGAGUAUGUCACCAACGAAGGAACAGUAUUCACUUUCAAGACAAACCGUCUUUCUCCAAAUUACCGAUUAAUCAACAUUGACUUCAGUGACCCAGAAGAAUCGAAAUGGAAAGUUCUCAUCCCUGAGCAUGAAAGAGAUGUUUUAGAAUGGGUUGCUUGUGUGAGGUCCAACUUCCUCGUUUUAUGCUACCUGCAUGAUGUGAAGAAUGUCCUGCAACUUCAUGAUCUAGCUACUGGUACACAUCUCAAGACUUUCCCAUUAGAGGUUGGGAGUAUUGUGGGAUAUAGUGGUCAGAAGAAGGACAGUGAAAUAUUCUAUCAGUUUACUUCAUUUUUAUCUCCAGGUAUUAUAUAUCACUGUGAUCUGACUAAAGAGGAACUGGAGCCAAGAAUUUUUCGGGAGGUGACUGUGAAAGGAUUUGAUCCUUCGGUUUACCAGACAAUUCAGGUUUUCUACCCUAGCAAAGAUGGUACUAAGAUCCCCAUGUUUAUUAUUCACAAGAAAGGAAUUAAAUUGGACGGUUCUCAUCCUGCCUUCUUGUAUGGAUAUGGAGGCUUCAACAUAUCAAUUACACCAAGCUACAGUGUGUCAAGACUUAUUUUUGUGCGACACCUGGGGGGUGUUCUAGCAGUGGCGAACAUCAGGGGUGGUGGUGAAUAUGGAGAGACCUGGCACAAAGGUGGUAUCUUGGCCAACAAACAGAAUUGCUUUGAUGACUUUCAGUAUGCUGCCAAAUACCUCAUCGAAGAGGGCUACACGUCUCCAAAGAAGCUGACUAUUAAUGGAGGUUCAAAUGGAGGCCUCUUAGUUGCUGCCUGUGCUAAUCAGCGUCCUGACCUCUUUGGCUGUGUUAUUGCCCAAGUGGGAGUGAUGGAUAUGCUCAAGUUCCACAAGUACACCAUUGGCCAUGCUUGGACUACUGACUACGGUUGCUCUGACCAUAAAGAGCAGUUUGAAUGGCUAUGCAAGUAUUCUCCACUUCACAAUGUUAAACUACCAGAAGAAGAUGGCAUCCAGUAUCCCUCUACACUGCUUCUCACAGCAGACCAUGAUGAUCGUGUGGUCCCUCUACACUCACUGAAGUUUAUUGCUACUCUGCAAUAUGUUGUGGGCCGAAGCCGUAAACAGACCAACCCACUUCUCAUCCAUGUUGACACCAAAGCUGGACAUGGAGCAGGAAAGCCAACUGCUAAAGUUAUAGAAGAAGUGUCAGAUAUGUUUGCUUUUAUAGCACGUUGCCUAAAUCUUGAUUGGAUUGAAUAGGCAAAAUGCUUAUUACUGUCUCCUUUAGGAAAAAAAGAAGGGCUUUAACACCAUUUAAGACCAACCAGAUACUACUUGGUGUAGUACUUACAUUUAAGAACUGCAGUUCAAUAUUUUAUUGAUCCAACCUGCUAUGGAAUUUUGAUCUGUGCUUCCCUUUUUUUAGAAUUUCUUUGAAUUUCUUUUCUACUGCGUUUCAAAGUACAUAUUAAGUAGCAUGUUCAAAUACAUAGCUGAGCUACUGUCAGUGUUGUUGUGAACAUCUAGAUUCCAGAUUUAGUGUUAGCUGAGCUGAUUUCAUGUAAACAAUUUUAAUGUAUUUUACAUCUAUCAGCAUAUCCAGAUAAUUUGUAAUUAAAUGUAAGUACUGUCCACAUGCAAGAACUCUGAGCAUACUUUAUUUACACAGUAACUUAUUUAAGAAUGGAAAUGUAAAAUGUUCUUUGGUAAUCAUGAAAUAUUGAGGAGAUAGUCUAGGUAAUUAAUUACCCAGAUAUUAUUAAAAAAAUUGUAUUAUUUCAUACUGUUUGUAACAGUGUAUUACAGUCUAUAAUAAUGUUGCUAAAUUGUCUUUUCUUACCACAAAAACUUGAAAAUGUCCAUUUUCUCUUCUGUUAUUUAUUUUCACAAAGAAGAGAAAAUUGGAGGCAGGAAAACUUGAAGAAUAUUGAGUUUGAAUACUCAGUUAUCAGUCAAGGUACGCGUAUACACUUCACAGUUGUUGCCUGUCUACUGUUAACUCUUCAACUAUUUUUAAACUGUAGACAGAUUUGUCUAGAUUGUUCAAAUUCAGAUUUUCCCAAUGCAUAUGACAGGAUAUUCUUUAAGGUGCCAAAAUUUGAAGAUACAUACAUGACUUUGUCUUGGCUGCAAAACAACAAAAGCACAUAAGCAAACUCCCUAAUGAUUUGACAUGCACACAACACCUGAACUGUUAUUUCAUUAAUUUGAAUAGGUUGUAGAGCUAUUAAAUAUGAGUAGAAGUUGUCUAGUAGUAGUUGUCUAAACUGUGACAUGCUGCAGCAAGUAGAUUUUGAUUUUGGGGACAGAAAGGUUUUCUACCAUUCACUAUUAGUCUUGUUCCCAUCAAGCAAAUACUACUGCUUCUCAGUUUUGGAUAAACUGAUACACUCUUCCAGUUUUGUGUUUGUCAUCAUAUUCAUACUUGGAUCCCAAGGCUUUUGGAAUUUUUGAGCUAUUUGAGCUCUGAGCUCAGGAGCUUUAUCUCUAAGCAAGUAAAGUCUCAACUUGGGAAGAGGGAGUGGUAUUUAAAAAGUGAGUAGGCUGCUGAUUAUCUGUACCAAAUUCAUAUUGUUUCUUUCACUCUCAGGGACUUUUCCUGAUUCACUCUGUAGCUUGGGAAGGAUCAUGCCUCCAAAGCCCUUAUAAAGUAUAAUCUGAUUUGGGGGGAUAGAAGGGGUUGGAGAAGAAGAAUUUAUGCUUUCAUAACCAGUACCAUACCGAUAAACCUGUAUGUGAUUUGGGGCUUAUUUGUGAACCCUGGACAUUAUUUUUACCAAAUAAUGUAUGGAUUGCUGUAUUUGAUCACAGCACCGAAUUGAACAAUCAGACUAGAGAGUUGAGGGAUUUUUUUUUUUAUUCCUCCACGCUGUGAAAGUGGAGUUCAGGUUCAGCCUCUCACCCUGACCUUUUUCCCAUAGACAUGUGAACUAUUUUCUAAGAUCAUUUUGGAAUUUUUAACAGCUGUGCUUUAGGGGCUGGAAUGAAGCUGAUGAUAGAAAGCUGGGACGAGUGUCUGGCACACCAGAAGGCUGUGCUGCAAUUUGGCAAGACUUUGAAAGGCUGGAGAGUUGGGCAGAGAGGAGCACUAUGCAGUUCACUGAGGGCAAGAAUCCUACAUCUGGGAAGGAAUAAGCACACAUAUCAGUACAGGUUAGGGGCUGACCUGCUGGAAAGGAGCUCUGCAGAAAAGGACCUGGGAGUCCUAGUGGGCAACAGGCUGGCCAUGAAAUAGCAGUGUGCCAUUAUGGUCAAGGAGGCCAAUGGAAUCCUGGGAUGCAUUAAAAGGAGCAUGGCCAGCUGGUCGAUGGAGGUGAUCCUCUCCUUCUGCUCUGCCCUGGUGAGGCCUCACCUGGAGUACUGUGUCCAGUUCUGGGCUCCUCAGCUCAAGAAAGACAGAGAACUUCUAGAGAGAGUGCAAUGGAGGGCCACGAAGAGGUUGUGGGACCUGGAGCAUCUCGCUUGUGAAGAAAGGCUGAGACACAUGGGACUGUUCAGCCUGGAGAAGACUAAGUGGAGAUCUUACCAAUACUUAUAAAUAUCUGAAGGAAGGGUGUCUAAUGGAUGGAGCUGGGCUCUUUUUGGUGAUGCCCAGCAACAGAACAGGGGGAAUGAACACAAACAGGAGCAUAGGAAGUUCCAUCUGAACAUUUGGAAAAACUUCUUUAUUGUGAGGGUGACAGACCACUGGAACAGGCUGCCCAGAGAGGUUGUGGAGUCUCCUUCUCUGGAGAUAUUCAAAACCUGUCUUGAUGCUUUCCUCUGUAACAUGCUGUAUAGAACCUGCUUUAUCCAGGCGUUGAACUACGUGAUCUUCAGUGGUCCCUUCCAGCCCCUACAGUCCUGUGCUCCUGUGAUGCACAAGUGCAGUGCCAUCUUUGAAAGUAACACCCCAGAGAAUCUGGACUCUUCUUGAAUGUUAUGAUAUCAACAGGGCAGAGUUUUUCUCUAAGCGAGAACUUUGCUUGAUAGGGUUUGUAGAAAGCAGGAUCCUUGGAUAACUGUGAAAUUGAGCUAAAUUGUAUCAGCACCUUGAAUCUCAAAUCCUUGAGCACAGCCACCUCAGUCAUCUUUUCAGCCUUUGUCUUACCUUGUUCUGUAGCUGCUCAAACACAUUUUUUUUCUUUCUGUUUUUACCAGUAGUAAGUUGUGGAGUUUGGAAACAAACAUUUCUCUUUGAGUGGCAAUUGAGAGUACUGAAGGUGGAGCUCCCAGUCACAAAGUUAAUGUUCAGGAUUCCCACUGUAAAAAGCUGCUAUCUCUAUUAGAAAGGCAUUUUGUUUCAAUAGUAAGGUCUUAAUUGUGAUAUUUUAAUUGAUCUUAAGUAGGUAUUCUAAGUACAAGAUUCUGGUUUCAAAAAAGUGAUCUUGCAGAGCUGUCCUAUUGACUGCAUUGCUCCUUCUAGUACAGAAAGGAUGAUGGCCCCACAUGGAAUCCAUGUUAAUUCCAAGCAAGUAAUACAGGAGUAAUACACUGGAAUUUAAACCUUUAAGGUUUCAAUUAAAUAGACCUGGAACCAAACAAUUCCUGGUGUAGAAAACCAUAAUGAAAUUUCAGCUAAUCUGCUUUCAAGGGGAGCAGUGGUAAUGCUAUUUCACAGAGAGGCUGUGUGUUCUGUGCCUUUUAUUUCCAGUGCAUGAAGCAAAUUUCACUCGAGUCCUAUAAGAGUCUUAUGUUAUAUAAGCUAAAAUCUGUUUUUAAGUGGAAAUAAAUGAACUUUUCACACGGUACUCCCUUCCAAUAUUCUUCACAGCUAAUGUAAAGAUAUCUUAGUUGUCUUUGCCUCCAUUAGAAUCAGAGUUUAUAUAUGUGAAAAGAGUUGGAAGUAUUUUAAAAAUGUUGAGUCUUCAUAUCCUUCAUAAGAAAGAGCAAAUUAAUUUCCCUCAUAGUGGAGUUGAUUUAACUUUUGGUAUCUGAGGAAAAAAGACAACCUGAGUAUAGAUGGAUGCUGAACCCUCCCCACCAGUAUAACCACCAGCAUCUAAGGGAAGAAGGAGGGCAGUUGGCUGUGGGUAUGUAAGAGUAAGGAAUGGUUAAGACAGAAUUUGGAAACACCUGUUCCCACACCCAGCACUUCUCCUGUUUCACCAGGGUUUUCUUGACGUGAGUUUUCUUGGCCAUCUGUCUGUAGGAAGGCAGAAACAUGAGCAGCAGUUCUUUGGAUUUGAUACAGCAAGCAACAGCUUUCAGAUAUCUAUGUUUGAAAGGUGAUGUCAGGUCGUUUAAUUUUAGCCAAAGGCAGCGUCUCAGGGCUGCCUGAAGAUCUGCAUAUAGACUCUUCCUGUCAGCCUCUCCUGUGAAAGGGGUUUUCCAAGCUGAGUAGGAUUUGGGGGGUGGGCUGAGGGAGGCGCUUGGAAGCCAAGCUAAUAAACAAGCACCCAGUUUUCUGCCAAGCUCUUCUACUUUGAAAGCCUUUAGUUAGACAGCUUAUGUGCAAUUGCCUCUUUGUGCAGACCUCUCAGGAUUUGGAUAGUUCAUGCUGUUUGAACAGCCAGGUUUGGCAACUUUUUACAGUUCUCCAUAUGUUCUUUUAAUUAUUUUUGCCUUGCUAUUAUUGUGUGCCAGGAAAAUAAAAAGCAUUUCUCCAGUUUUUUUUUCCCCUUACUAUUGAGGAAAGGGGAGGUGAGGUAGCCUUCCAAUUCUCUCAUCUAUGAAGAUAGCCAAAGUGUAUCUCAGACAGUGCUACUCCUGAAUAAUCUUAUACUGUUUCUAAACAAUCUCACACCUUCCACAUGUUCAUGGCAGAGGGAUCCCUGUGAUGGAGUCCCUGAGUGGAAGUUAGACCAGCUGCUGGCAUCUGGAGAAAUAAUAUGAAGUUCUGGAUUAUGAGGACUGUGAUUUGGCAUUUUUCCCUUAAUCUGUCAUAAGAAAACGAAUGGAAAAUUCAACUCUUAAACCCAAAGCUGAGCAAUAUCAGCAUCUCUGCUCUGUAGAUACCCCUCUACAUUUGUAGCAGGAGUAACAGAGGCAAGGAACAAAUGUGCUUGCAUCCUUACCCAUAGCAGGGUAAAUUUAAUUUUGGAGGUCUGAAUAGUGAGGGUUAAUCAAUUAAUGGUGGUUUUCACUAAAGAUUUCUGGCUUCCACAGCAAAUGCAACAUGAGAGCUGGAGUCAAUGGAUCGAUGUCUGCAAAUGUGACAUUUCUGGCCUGGUGUGUGCUGCUCAGAAGAAAAAUGUUGGUGUGUGUGUUCUGCUUUCAGCAUGUAUCAGGCCUUCUGUGUGCAAAAAGGAAGGAGAUGUUGUUCUUGAAUGCCUCAAAGUGUAUUUUAGCUAGCAUGCAUGUUAGAGAGGCAUCUGAUAGUGCUAGCUAAAGCAUUAACCUAGACAUUUGUUUGUAACCUAAGCAGUGCCCAAAAAUAUUGUCUGUAAUUUUCAUCUUAACAUUACUGUAAAAAUAUAGCAGAAAUAAUCUGAUGAAAAGCAAGAGAACUUAAUUUUGUAGUAUCCAUGUUGUCCUACCCUUUCAAUGUAUUAGAUGAAUGUUUAUUUUCCAAGUUCCAAAAUAAACAUUCCCCCAGAAAUGGAGAGGGGUGGAAUUCCUGGGUUUAGGAAAUGAGGUAAGAUCACACACCACGCAGACCCAGCCAUAAAUUGAGCAACACAAAAUAUCUUAAUUCAGCAGAGGCACCUGAGCUCAUAGGUGGAAAUUCCACUUAGUUCUUAAAACCUUCAUUUUUACGUUACUUUUCUUUCCCUGUGAAGAGAUGUACUUCACCUCUAACAGUUCCUCAUAUUAAAUAUUAAAUUACAGUGCAUUUCUGGAAGUUCUUCACUAUGAGACUGGUGAGGUGCUGCAACAGGCU